AUGUCUUGGGAGGAGGGAAAAAAGAUACUUCAGCAAUCACUAAACCUUUUGGUGAAGUUAGGUAACAGUCAAGUAUUGAUUAUUGCUUUAGCUUUACGAUCUGGAAAGACACAACUUCCUGAUACUCUCUGUGUGUCUACUCAGGCUGAAGCAGGGGAUGGUUUUUUCCUUAGUCCUCCACUUAUCCGCUGGGAAAACAUCAAGAAGAAGUUCUUUGUAGAUCGUAUACCUCCCUCUUGGACUCCGAACCUUUUACUUGUUCAUCCCAACAGAAACACCUGCCAGCUAUUUGACCCUGAACAGUAUAAAGCAUUAGCAAAUAUCAAACAAAAGACAAUAACUGAGCUUAGAGAAUCAGCCACAUGUGAGGAGAUGUUUGAAGAACUAAAAGAGCUCAAAGAAUUAACAUUUGAUGAUUACCAAGAAUUAGCAACCUAUGAGAUCGAACAUGAUCUCAGAGGUUUCAAGCUAAUUGGAUCAUUCCCGAACGGGUGGCUUAUCCUGGUGAAUUAUGCUAAACAAUCAUUUCAUCUCUAUGAGAUGUCGGGCAGUAAAUGGCAAACAUUGAUGGUUUAUCCAGGAUUAACUCCAAAUAAGAACUUUAUCGGGGUAUGCGAUGGCAUGGAAAUUAUUUUGCUAUUGGAAAUGUCGGAGGGAGAGACCGUAAUUCAUAUCUUUCAGAUUCAAGGCUUUGAUAUAGUAGUUCACCAUCAGAAGUUUCUGACUGAAUUGAAGGGAAAUAUUAAAAAUGCUCUCUUGUGUAAGAAUCAACUGUAUGUGGUUGUUUCUAAUUUGAGCUCAAUGAGAUUGGAUUGUGUAGGUGGAAAAGUUAUUCCACGAACCACUGAUCUAACAAUAAAGGCCUUAGAGUUGCAGGAAACUUGGUUCACCAGUAUGGUAUUAUCUCCUGUCAAUACGCCUCUACUGAUAGUAUUUCCUCCUGAGAUGCAGUUCACGGUUUUCGAAGUGUACGGUGAAGGGGUUAACCUUGACAUGCAGAAAGUGACUUAUAUUCACCUGCCUAACCUGCAACUCUACCUGGCACCUAAUGGGGGAGGGUGUACACUUCAGGAAGAACAUACAGUAUGUCUAUCCACCCAUGUAGGUGCAGAUUGUCUUAGGGGUACCACCGAAUUACAUCAUGAUUAUGAAGAGGACGACUAUGAAUCUGAUGGAGAGGCGCCUGAUGAGGCUGAUGAAGAGGCGUCUGAUGAAGCUGAUGAAGAGGCGCCUGAUGAAACUGAUGAAAAGGCACCUGAUGAGGCUGAUGAAGAGGCGCCUGAUGAGGCUGAUGAAGAGGCGCCUGAUGAAGCUGAUGAAAAGGCACCUGAUGGGGCUGAUGAAGAGGCGCCUGAUGAGGCUGAUGAAGAGGCGUCUGAUGAAGAGGUGCCUGAUGAAGCUGAUGAAAAGGUACCUGAUGAGGCUGAUGAAGAUGUUCCUGCUCAGGCUGCUGAAUAUGAGGCUGAUGAAGAUUUGCUUGAUCAAGCUGCUGAUGAAAUGGAAGAUGAUGAUUAUUUUACCAUCUGGCAGCGCAUUAGAGAAUGCCCAUGGGAUUCUCAAUGGGAAGUUUGCCCUUGUCAACCAGUUUGGGUCAUGCUCCCCCCGAUAGAUAUGAAAAAGUUUUUGGCUGUUCCUAGUUAUAUAGGUUAAUAUUUUUUUGAUGCAAAUGAAGUUCAAACUAUGACAUAUAUGUGAAAGAC
Molecule: messenger RNA, 1700 nt
Organism: Solanum tuberosum (potato)
Lineage: Eukaryota; Viridiplantae; Streptophyta; Magnoliopsida; Solanales; Solanaceae
Exons: 4
Coding region: 1-1650 (549 amino acids)
Source: RefSeq, a predicted model, not a curated record